UUUGCUUUAGAUGAAAUUCUACCGCAAGUAUUUUCCAAAGUUCCAUAUGAUUCACCAUUUGAUGGAACAAGAUCAUCAGUUGAAUCAGUUACAAAGAGAGUCAUGAAAGAAAGUUAUUCCAAAAAAACGAGCUUGAAAAAUUUUGAAUUUUCAUCAAGUUCAACUAAGCGAGAGGAACACUUGGCUAAAAUAUUUGAUGAAAUUUUACUGCAAGUUCUUUCCAAAGUUCCAUAUUACCAUUCACCAUUUGAUGAAACAAGAACAGCAGUCAAAUCAAUCACAAAGAGAAACAUGAAAGAAAAAGCCAAUGUUGCCUGGAAUUCACCUGGACCAGAAUAUUUCUUUAGCAUUGUGGACAAAAUUCCCGCUAAUGAUCACAUUUCAGAGGAGAAAAGGGUCAGAGAAUCCUCUCUAUCCAACAGGGAUUUAAGUAAGCAAUUAACUACUGUAGAUAAAGAAACACUUCAAGAAGCAGUUAAAACAGAUGUUCCCUAUAGGAGUAUGCCCUGCGGGCAGCUUCUGCACUUCCUGCAGAGGAACAUCAUCAUCGCUGCUGUCUCCGUGGCAGCAAUCCUCACGGCCACCGUGCUGUUGCUGCUGGGGUUGAUCACAUGCAUCAGGAGGAAACAGCCAUUAUCUCCUCCGGCACACAUGACAUAUAAUAUUUUUAUAAUGAAUGGAAAGACUUGGUGGCAAAAUUCUGAAGAAAAGAAUCUCAGAGAAUUUGGAAAAAAACAGACACAGCUGAAGUGCAAUUUCUGUGUCUAAGCCAGGUGGUGGGGCCAGCCAAACCAGGACUUGAAGCUACUGUGAUGUGGGGACAUUCACCAUCCAAACACCGCGGACAGGACAUUGCAUUUCUGGCUGUGAGGUGUAUUCUGCAAAAACGUUUACCUUCCUGUCCAGAUCUUGAAUGGGCAAGACAAAGCGCUUUACCACAGGAUGCUUAGGGCGGACAGGGCACUGAUGGCCAGAGCAGGAGACUCAGCAGAUUUACCCAAGGACAAACCU
This is a messenger RNA of Lemur catta (Ring-tailed lemur), 1011 nucleotides long. It is a transcript of the gene C4H2orf92, whose product is annotated as chromosome 4 C2orf92 homolog. The record is from RefSeq and is a predicted model, not a curated record. The transcript has 7 exons. The annotation marks the transcript as partial. Lineage: Eukaryota; Metazoa; Chordata; Mammalia; Primates; Lemuridae.